AUGGAAACCGACUUUUUUCCUCUUUUCACAAAGCAUAAUUCCUUAUCAGAACUAUCUGAUGGCGUUUCGCUUCGUUACGAUUCUAAAAAGGGAAGACAUGGAGUGGCUACUCGAGACAUUCCGUGUGGUGAAGUUGUAUGUGUGGAUGAAGGCAAAGUGGUGAACCUUGAUGAAAACCUAUGCUGUUACUGUUUAGCGAGUCUUCCCACAGACUGCAAGACUACAUAUUGCGAGUCUUGCACCAAAAAUGAAGAGCUUUACGGAUGCAUAGAACGGUCAUUUGCUAAUCAGUUGAAGGAACUCGGUAUGUUCCGAUUAGCAAUGCAUCUUGUCCUUUCAUAUCCUCCCGAUGAGAUUUUAUCCUGCUUGAAAAGCGGAGAUUUCCCACAAGUUUCUGGAGCAGCAGAGGUGUUGGACAUGGAUGCUAUGAAAUCAUCCGUUGUAGCUGCACUUUCUCUGCAAACAGAUGAUUAUCCUGUUGAUUUGUCAGCGACAGAUUCGCUGGUGAAGGACAUAGUUGGCUGUUUGGACAAGCAUCCUUCAUGGAAAAUGAUCCCACGUGGUCGUCGACCUGCAUAUUUUCGAACUCUUUUGAAGCUCAUCUCUGCCAGGCUCAUGAGAAACGCCCAUUCUAUAUACUUUGUGGAUAGCUUGGAAAGGCAUGCUGAGGGAGCAAUACCACCUAUGCCGUCUGGCGUUGGCCUCUUCCCAAUUGCUUGCUGUUUUAAUCAUUCCUGUCGUGCAAAUGUGAAUAGCUUUUUUUAUAAAAAUAAAUUGAUCUUCAUCAGUAUGGGUAUAAGAAAAGGUGAAGAAAUAUGCGAUAAUUAUGGUGCUUCAUUUUUCAAACAAACGAGGCAAGAACGUGCUGGCUUUCUAGCUGGCCGUGGAUUUACUUGUGAAUGUCCGACUUGCUUGACAGACGACUCUAUCGACGACAAGUUGGAGCCUAUCAUAGAGCAUCCUGAUCUGAUCCUGAAGUCGCUGCCAAAUGUGAAAGAUUAUAGACAAUACCGAAAUGCACUGCCUGAUGGACACAAGAUCAUUGAAACAAUAGCUGAGAUGUACGUAGGAUCCGUAGGCGGGAAUGAACCAAAAGAGCGAUCGUUUUUGUAUGGAGAAGUGCUGGAAUGUCAGCGAAAGCGUGGUUUACACUUCUCUCCAGAGCAAAUAAGGAUACUAUUGAACUGCGUUCUUGCUGACUAUGAUGCAGCAUGUAAAACACCACGCAAGAAGCAAAAACAUAUGGAGAACAUGCAAGUACAUCUAUUUGGCGCUCUGGUAAGGAUGCGAACUUUCUAUGGGAAAUUGUACCCGGCUUAUGACGCUGCUAAGGCGCUAGCGGAUGAGCUGAUCGAAAUGGAAGGAACCAAUACGCUAAAGAAUCUAAGCAAUGCUAUUGAAAAACUGCGCGCUAUUGUGGAAGAUUUGAAACCAGGCUUACCAAUGCUUGAGUAGCUGACUUUAAAGCAAGUAAUCAGUGUUUUGAGUUUAUGAAAGAAAACCGGUUUAUUUCUUGUACAUUCUGCAAUUUUUAUGGGCGACCAUCUCAGCUUUCGCACGGG
This is a messenger RNA of Cylicocyclus nassatus, 1562 nucleotides long. NCBI's taxonomy places the organism in Eukaryota, Metazoa, Nematoda, Chromadorea, Rhabditida, Strongylidae. The record is from the annotation of a GenBank genome assembly.